GCUUGCUUGAGCAUCUUUACUAGUAAUACCACAGCCAUAACAUACUGCUACUGGUAAAGUUGACAACUGCACAAGGCACUGACAUUUGCCUGCACACAAAAAGAAAUUUAUGAAUUAAUAAAAACAAAUAUUCUUUCAGGACUAUCUUUCGGAUUAUAAUCUUUAUCAUUAAAUACUUUUUAUUUUUCAUGAUAAACAACUUAGACUACAUGUAAUGUAUAGCAUAUGGUAGAAAAGUGAAAUCAUGGAUGCAAUUAAAUUAGCGAAAAACAUAGUUAGAAAGGAAAUUAAAGGAGUUAUUAAUAAUAUGAGUCAAGAAGAAAAAGUACGUCAGUCAGACACAGUAUGUAAAAAGGUAUUCGAUUUACCUGAAUUUCAAUCGAGUGAAAGAAUCUCCAUAUACUUAAGUACUGAUAAUGAAAUUAAUACAUUUCCGAUAUUGGCUUAUUUGUUUAAAAUAGGCAAACAAGUAUUUGUGCCCAAAUACAAUGGUAAAAACAUGAUGAUGGUAAGAUUGCAUUCAUUAGAAGAUUUCGAUAAUUUACCAUUGACGAAGUGGAUGAUUAAACAGCCAAAUGAUAAUAAUAGAGAAGAUGCAUUAAAAACAGGUGGAUUGGAUCUUAUUAUAUGUCCAGGUGUAGCAUUUACAAGAACAGGCAAACGACUUGGUCAUGGAAUGGGUUAUUAUGAUAAGUUUAUGAACAAUUAUUAUAAGUGUGAAAGUCAUAAUAAAAACCCGCAUUUAAUUGGCGUUUGUUUUAACGAGCAGAUAAAAGAUGAUAUUCCAACUUCUGAAAGCGAUGUUACUUUGGAUAAAGUAAUAAGUGAAAACUGAUAAAUCAGUCAUGAUACUAAAUAAAACCGGUAAAACGUAGAAUUUAUAGUUCAAAAACAAUUGAUAUGAUGAAAAUGAAGGUUUUGUACAAUCAAGAUAUA
Chelonus insularis is the source of this 936-nucleotide messenger RNA. Its product is annotated as 5-formyltetrahydrofolate cyclo-ligase-like. Gene Ontology annotation, molecular function: 5-formyltetrahydrofolate cyclo-ligase activity. The record is from RefSeq and is a predicted model, not a curated record. Gene Ontology annotation, cellular component: mitochondrion. Gene Ontology annotation, biological process: tetrahydrofolate interconversion; folic acid-containing compound biosynthetic process. NCBI's taxonomy places the organism in Eukaryota, Metazoa, Arthropoda, Insecta, Hymenoptera, Braconidae.